Messenger RNA from Lactuca saligna, 531 nucleotides. The record is from the annotation of a GenBank genome assembly. Lineage: Eukaryota; Viridiplantae; Streptophyta; Magnoliopsida; Asterales; Asteraceae.
AUGAGCGACACUCAUUCAACCCAUGGUGGCGGGACUUCCUCAGUCUACCGUGGUGUCCGCAAGCGCAAAUGGGGGAAAUGGGUGUCUGAAAUACGUGAUCCAUUGACCAAAUCUCGCAUUUGGCUUGGGAGUUUUGACACACCAGAAAUGGCAGCAGUGGCAUACGAUGCAGCAUCGUUUUACUUUCGGAGAGACAAUGCCAUUCUCAAUUUUCCACAAAUGGCUACAGCUCUCCCAAUCCCGGCUAGCCCCAGUGCUGACGACAUACGGGUGGCUGCUCACCAGGCUGCAUUGCUGGUUAAACCCUCCACAGCAGAGCUCGAUACUGGCUCAGGCUCGGCUCAGUAUGUCCCCACCAACAUUGGACUUUCGGCUAGCGAAAUCCAGGCUAUCAAUGAUUCGCCACUUGAUACCCCAGAAAAUUGGAUGGAAUAUAAUUACAACCCGGGAAUGUAUUUUUCCAACGAUGCAAACUUUGAAUAUACUAGUGACUGGAAUGAAGUACCUGACGAUUCCCUCUGGAAUUCAUAA